Messenger RNA from Erinaceus europaeus (western European hedgehog), 1877 nucleotides. It is a transcript of the gene ADAP1, whose product is annotated as ArfGAP with dual PH domains 1. Gene Ontology annotation, biological process: positive regulation of GTPase activity. Gene Ontology annotation, cellular component: plasma membrane; intracellular membrane-bounded organelle. Gene Ontology annotation, molecular function: GTPase activator activity; phosphatidylinositol bisphosphate binding. The transcript has 12 exons. The coding region runs from base 514 to 1755 and encodes 413 amino acids. NCBI's taxonomy places the organism in Eukaryota, Metazoa, Chordata, Mammalia, Eulipotyphla, Erinaceidae. The record is from RefSeq and is a predicted model, not a curated record.
AGUUGGGGAUGGGUGGCCGUCCCCCGUCCCCCGGGAGGGGCGCCCGCACUUCUGCCCCUACUGCCUUGUCCCCAUCCCGACUGCACGUGGGUGCCGCCGUGCGGGUGGGCGCUCGGGCCCUGGACACUGCGGGGCGGGGCGGCGGCUUCUGCUCCCCCGGGGCUGGACCAGUUGGGCCCGUGCCGCCCUGCUGUCCGCCCCCCAGGCAGGGCCGCGGUAGGUGACGGGGCGCCCAUCUCGGCCCGGGUGCGGGCGGGCUGGGUGGCCCCGUCUGGGCUGGUCCGAGGCCCGAGCGGGCGGGCUGUGCGUCUGGGAACCCGGGGGGCUUGUCUGGAUGACGGGGGCCGGGGGCGUGUCCGGGGCGGUGUCUGUCGGGGCGUGUCGGGGGCGGUGUCUGUCGGGGGUCCAGGCGGGGCGCCGGCGCGGAGGAGCGGCGGGAGGGGGGGGCCGGCGGCGGCGGAAUGCGGAACCGGCGCGGGAUGGCGCGGGCGCGCGCGGGCGCCUAGCGGGGCGAUGGCCCAGGAGCGGCGGGCGGCGCUGGAGCUGCUGCAGAGGCCGGGCAACGCGCGCUGCGCGGACUGCGGGGACCCGGAGUCCUGCUCGGCUCUGGCUGAUGGUGGUGCUGGGGAUGGAACCUGGGACUUCAGAGCCUCAUGUAGGAGUCUCUUGCAGAACCCUGUGCUGUUUCCCCAGCCCUCUACUUUGUUAAAGUACCCCGACUGGGCCUCCUACACGCUGGGCGUCUUCAUCUGCCUGAGCUGCUCUGGCUUCCACCGUAACAUCCCGCAGGUCAGCAGGGUCAAGUCUGUGCGGCUGGACGCCUGGGAUGAUGCCCAAGUGGAGUUCAUGGCCACCCACGGGAACGAGGUUGCCAGGGCCACCUAUGAGCGCAGGGUGCCAGCCUUCUACUACCGGCCCUCGUCUGCAGACUGCACGCUGCUGCGAGAGCAGUGGAUCCGGGCCAAGUACGAGCGGCAGGAGUUCAUGCACCCCGACAGGCAGGAGCCCUACUCGGCAGGCUACCGGGAGGGCCUCCUCUGGAAACGGGGCCGGGACAACGGGCAGUUUCUCAGCCGCAAGUUCGUGCUGACGGAGCGUGAAGGGGCUCUCAAGUAUUUCAACAGGGCUGACGCCAAAGAGCCCAAGGCUGUGAUGAAGAUCGAGCACCUCAACGCUACCUUCCAGCCGGCCAAGAUUGGCCAUGCGCACGGCCUGCAGGUCACCUACCUGAAGGACAAUAGCACCCGGAACCUCUUCCUGUAUCAUGAGGACGGCAAGGAGAUGGUAGACUGGUUCAACGCGCUGCGGGCCGCCCGCUUCCACUACCUGCAGGUGGCCUUCCCGGGGGCCAGCGACGCUGACCUGGUGCCCAAGCUGUCCAGGAACUACCUGAAGGAAGGCUACAUGGAGAAGACAGGCCCCAAGCACACCGAGGGCUUCCGGAAGCGCUGGUUCACCAUGGACGACCGCAGGCUCAUGUACUUCAAAGACCCGCUGGAUGCCUUCGCCCGUGGGGAGGUGUUCAUCGGCAGCAGAGACAGCGGCUAUGCGGUACUGGAGGGGCUGCCGCCCACCACACCAGGCCUGCACUGGCCUCACGGCAUCACCAUCGUCACACCUGAGCGCCGCUUCCUGCUGGCCUGCGAGAGUUCGGCGGAGCAGCGAGCCUGGGUGCAAGCCCUGCGCGGCGUGGUGGAGCGGCCCAUGCUGCCCCAGGAGUAUGCAGUGGAGGCCCACUUCAAGCACAAGCCCUAGCGACACAGAGCAGGGACGCCAUGGAGUUGCCCAUGGCCGGACCGGGACCAAGCCGCUCACCCCCACGCCACUGCCCAUGUGAUCCCGGGCCCGUGCCAUCCAACACGUAUUUAUUGACUGAC